AUGCGCCACCUGAAGAAGUGUUCUUUCAAGAGAGAGUCGUUGGGACGGCUAGUGGAUUGCGGUGCUUGUCAACAGCCACUCCAAGGUCAUCGUUGCAAGGAGAAAGAUCGUGGCUUCAGGAAAGAUGUCCAUAGAGGCUCUUCGGCUACUAGAGCUCUUUGGUUUUAUGAUCUAACCAUCAAAGAGGCUCCUGCCAAAUCAUCUUCGGCUGCAGCUGCAGAUGACCAGCCACUACACCACAAGCGGGUCGAAACUACAGUUGUACAUGCCCCUAAUAUUGCUGUUGAUUUUUCCCUUGUUGCGGCAUCUCGGAGCUACUUAGACGAUUGGAAUUUAUUGGAGAAAACUGAAGUUUGUGAUGCAAUUUUUUCUCCGGCUGUAGAUCAUGAUCCCUAUGAGGAUAGCAAUAUUGAUUGGACUCGUCCACCGGUGUAUGAUAUUUAUGCCGAUGAGCAGGGUCAGAGCGACUUGCUGAAUGUUGAUUUUCUUUUCCGAGAACCGAAUGACGACUUUGAUAGAAAUGAUAUUGUUCCUAUUCAUAGUUUCCUUCAUGGUUUAUUUGGAAGCAACAUUCAGAAUCAUGAAGGGUCGCAUCAUUCAGCUCCGGAGUUGCAUUCAUUGACCCCUUAG
Oldenlandia corymbosa var. corymbosa is the source of this 630-nucleotide messenger RNA. Lineage: Eukaryota; Viridiplantae; Streptophyta; Magnoliopsida; Gentianales; Rubiaceae. The record is from the annotation of a GenBank genome assembly.